Engraulis encrasicolus (European anchovy) is the source of this 1874-nucleotide messenger RNA. RefSeq names its product B-cell receptor-associated protein 29-like. The record is from RefSeq and is a predicted model, not a curated record. The transcript is spliced from 9 exons. Lineage: Eukaryota; Metazoa; Chordata; Actinopteri; Clupeiformes; Engraulidae. Gene Ontology annotation, biological process: endoplasmic reticulum to Golgi vesicle-mediated transport; intracellular protein transport. Gene Ontology annotation, cellular component: endoplasmic reticulum membrane; endoplasmic reticulum. Bases 378 to 1199 code for a protein of 273 amino acids.
UGAACUGAGGUACAGCAGUCACACACAACUACAUGAAUGCAAACUGGAGGAAAGAACAAUGCGGUCAAAACAUUUGUUGACCCAAUUUAUUGUAGCCUAUAAGUAGGUCAAUCAAAGGCGUGUUGUGCUUAUAUUAUAGUGUUAUAUGACUUCUAAGUGUCACAGUAGAUUAGCACAGAAUUUAGACAAGCCGGGUAACAUUUAGACAAAUCAGCAUGUUUUGAUAUACGUAGGGGAACCUCUAGUUUCUGCGCGCCGCACUCGCGCGCUCCCUGUCAUCUCCAGCGCGUCCAGCCGUAGGCGUGGCUUCGCGGGGGUUGUCACCUACCGUCUUCUAUCGAGAAUUACCUCUGGCUCUGUAGGCUCAGAAAAAGAGAAUGGGUCUUCAGUGGACAGCCGUGGCUCUCUUCCUCUACGCGGAGAUAGCGUUCAUUCUCAUCCUUUGCCUGCCUCUUCUGUCUGCCCAGAGAUGGCAAAAAAUCUUCAAGUGGCAAAUUUGGAGUAUGAUGUCAUCAUACUGGAAUAAGUUUUUCUUCGCCAUGAUAAUAAUCCUUGUGGUCCUAUUUCUUGAUGCUGUGAGAGAGGUCAGGAAGUAUUCGGCUGAGGAGACGACGAGUGAUCCCCAGGCUCAGAGUCACCCCAACUUCCAUGACCACGUGCACAUGAUGCUCUUCAGAGCCCAGAGGAACCUCUACCUCUCCGGAUUCUCACUCUUCCAGUGGCUCGUGAUUCGUCGCAUCAUCACCCUGAUCCACCAGGUGGCGUUGGCCCAGGGCAGCGGGGCGGCUCUGCAGACCCAAGCAGAAGGGGCCAACGAGGCAGCUCAGAAGUACAUGGCGGAGAACCAGAAGCUGAAAGAGGCUCUGAAAGAUGAGGCGAGUGCCAAGUCGAGCAGAUCCCGGCUGAUGAGAGAGGAGGUGGAGAAGGCAACCAAGGACCUGAGAGCUGCAGAUGAUGCAUUGCGGAGGUCCCGUGCUGAAAUUCAGGCUGUGAAGAAGCAAGCUCAGGGGUUCACUAAAGACUAUGGCCAGCUGCUGAAGGAACACCAUAGCACAGCAUUGCAAAAGUCCCGUGUUGAGGUGGAGGCGAUGAAGAAGCAAACUCAGGGGCUCACAAAGGAGUACGACCGCCUGCUGAAGGAACACCAGAUGCUACAGGAGAGUGCUUCCAAUGGACCUGAGGGCAAAAAGGAUCAAUAAGCCCUGAGCCAAGCAAACUCACAAACUCUUUGGCUUUUGCUUCGUAACUCCCCAUGCAAGGAGUAGCCUAGAGUAGCCUACACAUUAUCUCCUCCCAAGCAUUACUUGGAAAGAGAUACAAAGUAGGUUACAUGUUCUGCCUCACAGGAUGCCAUUUUGUCUUCCGACAUCAUUUUGUGAUAUGCUGGAUUCUUAAAUACUGUGCUUGGCUUGGACAUCGCAUGGCAAUGGUGGUGUACCUCCAGGGCUGGACUGCCCAUCUGGCAUAACGGGUAUUUCCCGGUGGGCCACACACCCUUUUGGGCCCCUAUUUUCAGAAAUGUAAAAAAAUAAAUAAUUUUUUUUUACAUUUCUGUAAAUACAGGAAGGGGCCCAAAAGGGUGCAGGGCCCACCGUUGAGUCAGUUUUGCGCUGCUAAUUAUGAAGGUCCCCUUUAAGCCAAAAGUGCCCAAGCCCUAUUUCUCCCCCAGUCCAGCCCUGUGCAUCUCCUGUCUGUUUGAAUCAGUGCAACGUUUGAUUCAUCAUUUGUGGGAGCCACUGCUGGAUCUAGUCAUUAUUAUUAUUAUUAUGACGAGGGGUAAUUGUCACCCUGUGUUUGUGCCUUGCUGAGUGAAUAAUGCCUUCAAAUCAGGAACUGUAAUGAAGUGGAAUAAAUACAUACAUUUCUACAACUAA